GCUGGAGAGGGAGCCCGGCAGCUGCCGCGCGCCCGCCGAACGCGGGCGCAGGACCCAGGCGUCUGAGGCCGGGCUCCGGUGGGGGCCCCCAUCCCCCCACCCGCGCCCCCCCGCCCCCGGGGCCCCGCCCCUCGCGACCCCCGCGCCUGCCUCCCCCCUCCCCCCCGCGCGGAGAGGGGCCGGUCCCCGACGGCUGCGGGAGGGUGCCAGCCCGCCCCGGAUGGGCAUCUUGGCGCGGGGCUGCGGAGACAUGCUGACGGGCACCGAGCCGAUGCCGGCGAGCGACGAGGGCCGGGCGCCUGGCGCCGACCCGCAGAACCGCUACUUCUACCCGGAGCCCGGCGCCCAGGACGCGGCCGACCGUCGCGGGGGCGCCAGCCUGGGGGCGCCCUACGCCGGGGGCGCCCUGGUGCCCUCUCCGCCGGGCCGCUUCCUCGGAGCCUACGCCUACCCGCCCCGGCCCCAGGCCGCCGGCUUCCCCGGGGUGGGCGAGCCCUUUCCGCCGACGGCGAGCGCCGAGGGCUACCAGCCUGGGGACGGCUACGCGGCCCCGGACCCGCGCUCGGGACUCUACCCGGGGCCGCGCGAGGACUACGCGCUGCCGGCGGGGCUGGAGGUGUCCGGGAAGCUGAGAGUCGCGCUCAACAACCACCUGUUGUGGUCCAAGUUUAAUCAGCACCAGACGGAGAUGAUCAUCACCAAGCAGGGACGGCGGAUGUUCCCAUUCUUGUCGUUUACUGUGGCGGGGCUGGAGCCCACCAGCCAUUACCGGAUGUUCGUGGACGUGGUCUUGGUGGACCAGCACCACUGGCGGUAUCAGAGCGGCAAAUGGGUGCAGUGUGGAAAGGCUGAGGGCAGCAUGCCAGGAAACCGCCUGUACGUCCACCCAGAUUCCCCCAAUACUGGAGCCCACUGGAUGCGCCAGGAAGUUUCAUUUGGGAAACUAAAGCUCACGAACAACAAAGGGGCCUCUAACAAUGUGACCCAGAUGAUCGUGCUCCAGUCUCUCCAUAAGUACCAGCCUCGGCUGCACAUCGUCGAGGUGAACGAUGGGGAGCCAGAGGUGGCCUGCAACACUUCCAACACGCAUAUCUUCACCUUCCAAGAGACCCAGUUCAUUGCCGUGACCGCCUACCAGAACGCGGAGAUUACUCAGCUGAAAAUUGAUAAUAACCCUUUUGCCAAAGGAUUCCGGGAGAACUUUGAGUCCAUGUAUGCAUCUGUUGACACCAGCGUGCCCUCCCCGCCUGGACCCAACUGUCAGUUGCUUGGGGGAGACCACUACUCUCCUCUCCUACCCAACCAGUAUCCCGUUCCCAGCCGCUUCUACCCCGACCUUCCUGGGCAGGCCAAGGAUGUGGCUUCCCAGCCUUAUUGGUUGGGGGCCCCCCGGGACCACAGCUAUGAGGCUGAGUUUCGAGCAGUCAGCAUGAAGCCUGCGUUCCUGCCCUCCACCCCUGGACCCACCAUGUCCUACUACCGAGGCCAGGACGUCCUGGCGCCUGGAGCGGGCUGGCCGAUGGCCCCCCAGUACCCUCCCAAGAUGGGCCCAGGCAGCUGGUUCCGCCCCAUGCGGACUCUGCCCAUGGAACCCGGUCCUGGAGCUUCAGAGGGACGGGGGCCAGAGGACCAGGGCUCCCCUUCGGUGUGGACUGAGAUCACCCCCAUCCGGCCAGAGUCCAGUGACUCAGGACUGGGUGAAGGAGACUCUAAGAGGAGGCGUGUGUCCCCCUAUCCUUCCAGUGGCGACAGUUCCUCCCCUGCUGGGGCCCCUUCUCCUUUUGAUAAGGAAACUGAAGUCCAGUUUUAUAGCUAUUUUCCCAAUUGAGCAGUUGACAUGACAGAAACAGUGUCAUCAGGUUGGAGAACACCAAGUAACGCAGACAGCCGACUCAGGACUGGGAGGCCCCAGCUCCCUCUGUCCCUUCUCCUUUUGUAGUUGGUUGAGGAAGAGGGGGGUCAAGAAGGCUUCUGGGGUUCACGUGCUGCUUUGGGCCCACAAGGAAACCUGAGAGGCGUGUCCCCUGCCCCUUCCUUUGCCCUAACUACGGUCAUUUACCUGGUGCUGCUUCUGGCUGUGGGCUCCCAGCUGGAGAACAGAUGGAACAAGAAGGUCUUGGACACAAAGGAGCUUCCUCUCUUCGGUGGGGUGGGGUAGGGGUCAGGUGGGGCAGGCUGGGCACUGCAGACUCGGCUGUCUUCCUUUGUAGAAUGUACUUUCGGCAGUUCUGUUUGCAUGUGUGAAAAUAAAGAUACCGUGGAUUUGAUGACAGCCAGCCAGCCAGCCGGGGUCGGCGAGAGGACUCGGAUGACUUUGGGGCAGCUUGCCUGGGCCCCACCCGCUCGGAGACAGUGGGGUCCCGAGGAAGGGGCUGGGAAAGGGGGGGCUGGUGCACACCUCAAGAAGCAACGUUUUGGGGUGGGGGUUGGUUGUGUGUGUGAGUGCGCGCUUUUUUCUUUUUUCUUUUUUUUGGAACGGGGAGGCUAUUUAUUGUACAGAGAGUGGUGUCUGGAUAUAUCUCUUUUGUCGUCAUCACUUUCUGAAAAUAAACGUGAAACUGU
Molecule: messenger RNA, 2562 nt
Organism: Odobenus rosmarus divergens (Pacific walrus)
Lineage: Eukaryota; Metazoa; Chordata; Mammalia; Carnivora; Odobenidae
Gene: TBX21
Product: T-box 21
Exons: 6
Coding region: 221-1828 (535 amino acids)
Biological process (GO): cell fate specification; positive regulation of DNA-templated transcription; lymphocyte migration
Cellular component (GO): nucleus
Molecular function (GO): RNA polymerase II cis-regulatory region sequence-specific DNA binding; DNA-binding transcription factor activity, RNA polymerase II-specific
Source: RefSeq, a predicted model, not a curated record